Molecule: messenger RNA, 564 nt
Organism: Lathyrus sativus (Indian pea)
Lineage: Eukaryota; Viridiplantae; Streptophyta; Magnoliopsida; Fabales; Fabaceae
Source: the annotation of a GenBank genome assembly
AUGACAUUACUGUUACUAUUUCUUGUGAUAACUGUUUCUGCGCCUUCAUUCACGGCGGCAUGUCCCUCUUACUCCUCCAUCUUCAGCUUCGGUGAUUCCUUAGCGGACACCGGUAAUCUGUUUUUUAGCUCCUCCGAACCUUCCAAUCACUGCUUCUUUUCUCCCUACGGCCAAACCUAUUUUCAUCAUCCAUCCCGUCGGUGCUCCGAUGGACGCCUCAUCAUCGAUUUCAUCGCCGAGUCAUUGGGGAUUCCGAUGGUGAAACCGUAUUUGGGAAUUAAAAAUGGUGUAUUGGAAGAUAGUGCGGCAAAGGAAGGAGCGAAUUUUGCGGUUAUAGGAGCAACGGCGUUAGACGUUAGUUUCUUUGAAGAGAGGGAUGUUCAUAACGUUGCUACAAAUUAUUCAUUAACGGUUCAGAUGAAUUGGUUCAAGGAACUUCUUUCUGCUCUCUGCAAUUCUACAGAAAGUAAGUUCUCUAUUGUUUUUGAUCAUUUCUCAAAAAUGAUUCUUCAUAUAAUAUGCUUUUACCAGAUUUCAACGUAUAUGAGUGAAACUUUGACUUGA